Messenger RNA from Spea bombifrons (plains spadefoot toad), 2262 nucleotides. It is a transcript of the gene MARCKS, whose product is annotated as myristoylated alanine rich protein kinase C substrate. Gene Ontology annotation, molecular function: calmodulin binding; actin filament binding. Bases 245 to 1096 code for a protein of 283 amino acids. NCBI's taxonomy places the organism in Eukaryota, Metazoa, Chordata, Amphibia, Anura, Pelobatidae. The record is from RefSeq and is a predicted model, not a curated record. The transcript has 3 exons. Gene Ontology annotation, biological process: central nervous system development; actin filament organization. Gene Ontology annotation, cellular component: plasma membrane; actin filament bundle; cytoplasm.
GGGAAGUCCAUUCAUCUGUGCACUUGGGCGUUGGACUCCGCAUCUUAUUAGCGAGCGGGGAGAUUUCUCCAUUUUCCUGUUGUAUCUCGCACGGCUACCAAUCUUGGGAUAAUUUUUUUUUUGUAUCGGUUUUUUUCGCUAUCACUUAUAUAUAUAUUUUUUGUGCGUCUGAUCGAAAAAGGAAAAAAGAGAGAAGAAGCUAUUUUUGUGUGCUUUCUGCAGUCUUCGGUUAAAUUUGACAGCAAUGGGAGCCCAAUUCUCCAAGACCCCUGCCAAAGGUGAAGCAGCCACCGUUGAGAAGCCAGGAGAAGCAGGAGCAGCCUCUCCUUCCAAGGCGAAUGGCCAGGAGAACGGUCAUGUGAAGGCAAAUGGGGAUGCGUCUCCUGCAGCAGCCGAGGCUGGGAAAGAGGAAGUUCAGGCCAACGGUAGUGCCCCUGCCGAGGAGACUGUAAAGGAAGAAGCCGCAACAGCUGAGGCUGCCCCAGAAAGCGAGGCCGCUGCGUCUCCUGCUGAAGGGGAGAGUGCGGAACCGGCUUCUCCUGCUGAGGGGGAGUCAUCUGGCAAAGCAGAGGAAGGUUCAACUUCCACACCCUCCACCAGCAAUGAAACCCCCAAGAAGAAAAAGAAGCGCUUUUCAUUCAAAAAGUCUUUCAAAUUGAGUGGUUUCUCUUUCAAAAAGAACAAGAAGGAGAAUAAUGAGGCAGCAGAAGGUGAGGGCACAGCUGCCUCCACUGAAGGAGCAAAAGAGGAGGCUGCUGCAGCUUCUACAGAGGCAACAAACGAGGAGGCCAAACCAGCACAGGAAGAGGCCAAUGCAGCAAGCAGCACAGAGGAGAAGAAUGAGGAGGUUGCAGCAGCAUCUCCUGAACCCCAGGAGGCUAAAGCAGAAGAACCUACACCAGAGAAGCCCUCUGAAGAGGCAAAGCCUGCAGAGGAACCAAAACCUGAGGAAAAGCCAGCAGAAGAGGCCCCAGCCCCCAGUGCUGCUCCUGAGGCCCCUUCCACCGAACCAGAGGCACCCAAAGCUGAAGAGCCAGCAGCUCCUACACAGGAAGCUACAUCUGAAUCCAGUCCAGCAGCUGAGUCAGCAGAGUAAAGAAAUGGCAGUUUUGAGAUAAUCAAAGAACUUUUUCUCCCUUGUUUGUUUGUUGGAGUGGUGCCAGGUACUGGUUUUGGAGAACUUGUCUACAACCAGGGAUUGAUUUAACAGAUUUUUUUUUUGUUUUGUUUUUUCCCUCUUUACAGAUCCCAUCUCAAAUCAUUCUGUUACCACCAUUCCAACAGGCCAAGUGCAAAUUAAAUCAGUCGCUGGCCUUAAAACCUUUCUCGCAUCAGUAUUAAUGUUUAUUGCGUACUUUGCAUCUUUUAUUGAAAAUGUAUAUUUUUUUUCUUUUUUGUCAGUUAAAUGGUUGUGCCCAUACAUGAAGGAGAUGGGUGGGGUUAUCGAAUGAAGUGAUAGAGGGGUCACACUGGUAUUUAGGUGGUGCAUACAUUGCCAAGAGGUCGUGCCACACAGAAUGGGGCUAGGUUUUGUGGUGGGGUUUCCCUUUUUUUUUUUUUUUUAUUAAGAAUAUUUUUCUUUUGAGGGCAGCCUUCUGUAAGGUUUACAACACUAAAGGUCUUUACUGAGACAGUAAGAAAACAAAAAUAAAUUCAAUACUCAGAUCAUAGUUUUAGUAAUUCAUUUAAACCAUAGGAACUUUUCACUUAUCUCAUGUUAGCUGUAUCAGUCGGUGAUUACGUAGAAAUACGAGUUGUAUAGGCUUUAUUGUUUAUUGCUGGUUUAUGACCUUAAUAAAAUGUAAUUAUGUAUUACCAGCAGGGUGUUUUUAACUGUGACUAUUGUAUAAAAGGAAUCCUGAUAUCCAAAAGCACAUAAAGUUUGCAACUCUUUCCACCCUGCCCAUUUUUGUAAAACUGCAUUCAUAUUGGACCUUUUAAACACAAAUUUUAAACUCAACAAAGCUGUGAUAAGUGGAAUGGUUACUGUUUAUACUGUGGUAUGUUUUUUUGAUUACAGCAGACAAUGCUUUCUUUUCCAGUUGUCUAAGAAUUAAGGAAAACUCUUCAGAUGCAAUGGUUUUGUGUAGCAUCUUGUCUUUCAUGUUUUGUAAAUACUGGAGAAGCUUUGACCAAUUUGACUUAGAGAUGGAAUGUAACUUUGCUUACAAAAUUGCUAUUAAACUCUUGCUUAAGGUGUUCUAAUUUUCUGUGAGCACACUAAAAGCGAAAAAUAAAUGUGAAUAAAAUGUAUGAUACGUU